Messenger RNA from Oncorhynchus keta (chum salmon), 3579 nucleotides. RefSeq names its product NGFI-A-binding protein 2-like. The coding region runs from base 427 to 1983 and encodes 518 amino acids. The transcript is spliced from 7 exons. NCBI's taxonomy places the organism in Eukaryota, Metazoa, Chordata, Actinopteri, Salmoniformes, Salmonidae. Gene Ontology annotation, biological process: negative regulation of DNA-templated transcription. Gene Ontology annotation, cellular component: nucleus. Gene Ontology annotation, molecular function: transcription factor binding; transcription coregulator activity. The record is from RefSeq and is a predicted model, not a curated record.
UAUUGAAAAGUGGGCAAAUAAAAUCCUAAAAUGAAAGGGUUACUAAGCAAACCUCAGUAUUUCAGGCCCCCGCCUCCCACAUCUCCAAUUUGAAAGCCGCCUCUCUACUGGGAGAGAGGAAAGCUCUUUUUCGGUCAGAUGGCGUCCGCCCCCAGGUUUCUCGCACCCACACAACCAGCAAAAAGGCAGCCAGCAACCAAUACGGUUCGCCGGGGGAAGAUAACUGCCAACGAAUUCAGACGAGUUAUGGGAUUUAGCUGGUGUCAACAGCAGUCAGAAGUGAGAAAGAUAACGAUUGUACAGGAAAAUAAAGCGAUUAUAUAAAUACAUUUAAGGCAUUUACAAUAGGUUGUGUACAAUAGCUUUUUAAAAAGUAUGUAUUUAUCAAAUCUCUUACAUUGAUGGAAACUUAGCUAACGGGACUGGAUGGGACUUUUAAAAAAAGAGUCUUCGAGGGAUGAGACUUUCGAUAAGUCCUACACCAUGUCUCUGCCGCGUAUGCUGGGCGAGCUGCAGCUGUACCGGGUGCUGCAGAGGGCCAACCUGUUGGCCUACUACGACACCUUCAUCCAGCAGGGCGGCGACGACUUGCAGCAGCUCUGUGAGGCUGCAGAGGAUGAGUUCCUGGAGAUCAUGGCGCUGGUCGGCAUGGCGACCAAGCCACUGCACGUGCGCCGUCUACAGAAGGCCCUACGCGACUGGGCAGCCAACCCGGCCCUCUUCAACCAGCCCCUGGCCAACAUGCCCCUGGGCGGCAUCCCGCUGUUCAAGGUGAAUGGGACGGGUGCCAGCGGAACCGCCUCCAGCGGACCCAGGAAGUCCCUGAGCAAUGGACAGCCAGGGUCGCCGUUCGAUAGGGAGGACAGGGCGUGCCUCACCCCUAUGUACAGCGGGAGCCCCAGAAGCCCCUGCUCCCAGGCCUCGCCACAGCCCCCGGACACCCACUACAGGGGCAAGCUGUCCCCAAUGGACCCCCACUGGCUCAGCCCAGAGCCAGAUGGGAACAGUGCCUCUGUCUCAGCCUCAGGGGUGGACGAGGAGCAGCCCAGGUCACCUCUACUCCCCCCUCGUACCCCAGGUCCCUCCACUCCCCCAGCCUCCUCCUCCUCCCUCUCCCCGGUGGUCCUCUCAGCCUGGCCUGGGGGCCAGCUGGACGGAGAGACGGCACGGGCAGUGGGGGAGAGUGUGGACAGGCUCCUGAGGACCCUGCUCAGGUCGGACCCCAGAGAGGUGAAGACACUCCUUAGGAUGAACAAGAAGAUGGCCAAGACGGUGGGCCACAUCUUCAAGAUGGCACCUCAAGACAUGGCCAAGGAGGAGGAGAUCCGCAAGUACAGCCUCAUCUACGGCCGCUUCGACUCCAAGAGGAGGGAGGGCAAGCAGCUCACACACCACGAGCUGAUCAUCAAUGAAGCGGCCGCCCAGUUCUGUAUGCGUGACAACGCUCUGCUUCUGCGACGGGUAGAGCUCUUCUCAUUGGCUAGACAGGUGGCAAGAGAAUGCGCCUACACCUCCACACUCAAGCAUGCCAGAACAAGUGCAGAUGACUGCAGUUUAUCAUCCCAAAAGAGAGUGAAACAUGAGGUGAUACUGUCAGAAUGUGUGUCCUCCCUCCAUGGUGUGGAGGGUUCAGAGGGCGUGUCCCAGAGGGCUGACGAGGACAGCUUAUCAGGAGAGAGUCUGGACAGCUUAACACAAGAUGUAGCCUCACAGUGCAACCAAUCUCCAUCCCCCCGCCCCCCCACCGACACCUCCAUCCCUGCCAACUGGAGUCGCCAUCUCAUGCAACAAACGCUCAUGGAUGAGGGGCUGCGAUUGGCUAAGAUGGUGUCACAUGACCGAGCUGGCAAGCUCAGCCUUAGGUCAGAGGGGACACAUACCACAGACUUUGAGGUCAAGGUGGAGAGGAGGGGCUCGAUAGCAGUGUGCAGCAGCAGCAGCCCUGGCAGCACCAAAGAUGACUCGGACCACAGGGGAAAGUAGUGAAACCAACCACUCAUCAUCCUGAGAACCCAUCAACAACCCUGCCUCUCAGCUCCACUCUGAUCUUGGAGGGCACAACUCAGCAGGUUUUACAUCUGUACUUAAACCAUUGACACUUGGGAGUACUGGGGAGGGGAGGUGGAAUGAAUCAUUCCAAUUUAAAUCCAUUUUGGAUCCCAAAUGACAUCCAAUUCCCUACAUAGUGCACUACUUUUGAUCAGAACUCUGGUCAGAAGCAGUGCAUUAUAUAGGGAAUAGGGUGUUAUUUGGGACGGAGCCCAUGAUUGGCUGAAUCGGGUGGUUCAGGGAGAGGUAAACAUCAUAAACCUUCUAAUACUAUGGCCUUCCAAUACUGAAAUUGAGGGAUAGGCACUCUACAACUUUACCUCUGUAUAUAGUGUGCCCAAACACUCCAGCGGGGGCUUUAGCAACAUGCAUCCACUGGGCUACGGUAACACUUACACAAAUGUAAGAGGUAUGUCACACACUGAUGUGACAAUGUCUCUGUUUGCCCACUUUGAACAUAAUCCCAAUCCCCAUAAUCCCCUCCUCCCCCACCCCGCCCCCAGGACAAUGGAUGCAAAAUGUUGAUAUCAUGACUAACUUUUGGUGCUAUUUUCGUUCUGUUGAUACAAGGUUGUCACUGAGAUUAGGAUAAGUAUCUGUUAUGACACUGCCGUUAAAGAUUGGUUUUACAAAGUGUCACUAAUUUGAGUGUUGACCGUUAGAUGAUAAAGGCAAUGUGUACAGAGAAGAUAAUCAGGUUCAGAGGCCUUUUUCUUCCAAUACUGCAGCAACUGUCACUGACACCCACUGAAACUGUUAAUUUAGAGGGGUGGGUUUGGAUGUUAAUAUGUUAACACUAUUGAGCCCUUAGAUUAAAUUGGUUGGUGAACUCAACAUUCUUUGAUUUAACUUAAUAAGGCUUAAACAGGCAACAAUAAUUUGCAUAACUCUUGAGGCAAUUACUAAAUUAGCAAUGACAAGAAUGCUCAUCUCCCGAUGUUAUUAUUUUAAUACAGUAUGUAUGUCGCAUCAAACACUAAAUUCUUUGAUUAUGAAGUUUUGGAGAAUUCACUUUUUUUGUAAGAAUACAUAGAUGUUACUGGGAAUGAAUGUUUAAAAGAAAGGUGUUUGGAUGGUUAGGAAAUCAGGGAGAAUCCAGGACAUUACAUUUUCUGCAUCUGAAAAGGUCCCCUAUUUCCUAUAUAAUGCACUACUUCUGAACAGGGCCUGCCUCUAGUCAAAGGUGGUGCACUAUAUAGGAAAAAGGGUGCAAUUUGGAUGGACACAUUAUUUCCAUGAAGUACCUAAACUGUAACCUCCUGCCUCACAAGCAUUAAACAACCUCCUCCGUUUGUUAUGCUGAACAGCAGAUUAUUUAUUUUGUUAAAUCUCAAUAAAUGUUAUUUUAUUGUUUUAAAAUUCUUGUUGUGGCUCCAUCUGUUGCACUCCUUGUGAGGAAAUCCAUCCACCCCAUCUGUUGCACUCCUUGUGAGGAGCAUAAGUGUCAAAUGUAUGAUAAGGCUGAAGAAUCCUGCGUCAAUCGAAUGCUGCCAGUAAUUCCAGAACUAAUAGAAAAGCACUAGGUCCAAA